Messenger RNA from Penicillium soppii, 579 nucleotides. Its product is annotated as C2H2 type zinc finger domain protein. The transcript has 2 exons. The coding region runs from base 1 to 579 and encodes 192 amino acids. NCBI's taxonomy places the organism in Eukaryota, Fungi, Ascomycota, Eurotiomycetes, Eurotiales, Aspergillaceae. The record is from RefSeq and is a predicted model, not a curated record.
AUGUCUCCAGCAUUCCAGUCAAGGGGUGCCCGUGGAGUACAGGCAUAUUUCUGUGUGCAGUGCGGCAGGAAUUUCUCGCAGACUAGAGACUUGGAGCGCACCCACACCAAAGAAAAGUCAUUUAUUUGCUUAUGUGGUGCAUCAUUCUGCAAGGAAGAUGCACCGAAGAUCCACGCUCGCAUCGCACACCAAGAUGGACUCACGCCACCAGGGGCAGUGCCCGAGCCGAUGUUCAAGACUGAUCUCCAGCCCCAAGUCCAGAAUGGAAAAAACGAUUUGGAUAGUGCCAGAACUCACCAAUACCGGGCUGAUGAUAUUACCCGGAGCUCAAGCAUCGACCCAACUUCAGAAUCAAAAGCUCCCCUGCCUGCUACUCUGCGAAAGGCAGAGCCCCGGGCCCAAAGUGGCAGGAUUGAUCCAGAUAUGUCCCAAAACAACCAAUCUCAUGUUGAUGAGACGCCAUCCUUUCGCGUCAUUUCUAUUGAGACGCAAUCAGCAGACGACAAGCUCGAGGCUGACCUCGCAGACUCCGUCUACAUAGAAUGGCAAGUAUGGUCGUUGCAGGGGCACCCAAUGUAA